CAUCUCACACAAACCACACACAUCGAAGUCAUCGAUUCACGAUGGGUAAACUGAACAUUCUGUACCACAAGAGCUAUCAUGUGUACAACCGAGAAAACGUAGAACGAGUCAAGCGUGAUGAGCUGCGAGCAGAACUGGAAGCGGAAGUAAAGACUCAAUCGACCAUUGCGGCCAACUCUGAAGCUAGAUUAACACUGCUAAGGAAUCAGAAGCAGCAGCUUAAACAUGAGAGCUCUCGGUCCAAAGAACGUAGGAUCGAAAAGGCAUUGGAGGAUCAACUGAAAGGGAAGACAACCAACCCCAAGAUCUUGUCAACAAACGAAAGAGAAGAAGAAGGAGAAGAAGAAGGUAUCCAGUCGAUUCAGCAAUCCAGCUCUUCCCAUAAGACAACCGACAACUCAUCAAUCAUCGACCCUAAGAACGGACACAUCAACUUUUGGUCGGGAUUGGAGAACCAAUCGACUUCAAAGGUAUUCGGUAAGAAUGCCGGCUUCGAAAAGAAUCCAGCAUAUAUGAAUGAUCUGAAGAAAAAAGACGAAAAAUGGGAGGAAUUGAUCACGAUGAGAUUAGAUAAACCGGCGCAUGAAUUGAAUCCUUGGUAUUCCCAAACUGAUCUCAUCAACGGAGAAGAUAAGAAGCUUUCUGAUAGGAAGGUUCAAGAGAGAGUUUCCAAGGAUGAAGGUUUUAAACAACAAAACGAUCCACUCACCUUCAUCAAAAAGAGUCUAUAUCCAUCAAGUACGACACAAUACGACAAGCGAAAACGGAAAGAGCGACAGGCGUCCCGUUCGCCCUCACCAGUUGCCAAGACAUCGCGACGUGACGAGUCGGAUGAGGAAUCAAACUACAUGCCCGCGUUACCGCCGAGCCAUAAGAAAGCUUCCUCGUCAGCCACCAACGAGCCAACUGGGCCCAGGAUAUUGAAAGUUGACAUCUCGGCGGAACGGUCGAAAGCCCAAGCAUUACUCAAACGGCAUCGCAAGGAUAAUGGGCCAGGAAGUUUCUCGGAAGCAGGCACCCCUCGGUCGGGUUAUAGCGAUGUCUAUAACCGCGACGAGAUCGAUGCCAUCAAGAGACAAUCUCGCCAUCGACAUCAACGUCCUCAACAUCACCACUCCUCCUCAUCGGUCUCCCGCAAACCAAAGCGAUAUUGGGAUUGAUUAAAGAUCUUCUCAGUUUAGCGUAUCUCACUCUUGAGAAAAAUGUUGUAUUACUUGGUUACCUUUCGAUUGUUGUGAAGUCGAGUUCUUGGUCAGCUGGAGAAAGAUACUAGCUCGACUACUUGUAAUAAAAGCUUUUAAAAGUUUGUUGUAAUGGCUCUCUGGAAAAUUGACAUUUGUCGCUGGGCUUCUCCAGCCUCUUCAAAUCCC
This is a messenger RNA of Puccinia graminis f. sp. tritici CRL 75-36-700-3, 1370 nucleotides long. RefSeq lists its product as uncharacterized. NCBI's taxonomy places the organism in Eukaryota, Fungi, Basidiomycota, Pucciniomycetes, Pucciniales, Pucciniaceae. The coding region runs from base 42 to 1160 and encodes 372 amino acids. The transcript is spliced from 4 exons. The record is from RefSeq and is a predicted model, not a curated record.